AUGAAGGAGUUCUAUCUUGGCUCGCCAACUCCAUCGUGCUCGGAGCAUCGCGACAAUGGGAACAGUGACGCGUUGCCACCGGAGAUUCUUAAUAUGGCGCUUGAUCUCCAAGACGAGUAUAUUGGAGAGGCGCCCGAGCAACAAACGCAGAGUCAAAUGAUCUCCAAUGACCCGUUGUUCACCGGAAUCACAAGAGAAAUGUUCACCGAGAUGCUUGGAAACAUCACAUACUGCCGCGACGAAUGCGAGAACCGAAUGAACACGUGGAGAGGAGAGUUUCAGAGCGUUGCCAUGCAGCAAUUCUUCGUUGAACUUGAACGCGCAUUCCAGUACGCUGACGAUUUUAUCAAGCAUAUCUCUCUCUGCUACACGAAGAAAAUCCCGAUGAGCUUGGCGGAUAUGCAGAUUCUUUACAACUCCAUCGAUAUCCUCUACAAUCAGAUGGAUAAGUACGCGCGAAUGAGAAUGGAGUAUUUUGAGCGCAUUUCCAACCAGUACUGUUACAUGGAGAAAAUGGCCAAAUGCAAAAGCGCAUAA
Messenger RNA from Caenorhabditis bovis, 537 nucleotides. Lineage: Eukaryota; Metazoa; Nematoda; Chromadorea; Rhabditida; Rhabditidae. The record is from the annotation of a GenBank genome assembly.